AUGUCACUGUUUCGCAAACCAAAGAAAAUUCAGAGACGCGUUUUCUGCGCGGAUGAUGACGAGGACGGCGAUCCUGAGCCGCCACCACCUCCAAUCAUCAGUCAAAAAAAGGAAAACAAACCUAUCAAAAAUACUCCACUUUUAAGUUUUGCUGAUGAAGAGGAUGAUGGAGAAGUUUUCAAAGUAAAGAAAUCAUCACAAAGCAAGAGGCUUGCUAAACGACGGGAGAAGGAGAAACGUCGUGUCCCUGAUGGUGAUAUUAACAAAUAUGACAAUAACACAACUGAGGCGCGUGAGCUAGGCGAUUUCGUUCCGAUACAAUCUGAAGCUACUCCUGGCUCGCGGCUCAUACGCGAUGAUGGUUCUGGCGAUGAUGAAGACGAAGAUGGCAGGAUACAAGUCCGCGGCCUAGAAUUACCUAGUGAUAAGCCCAAACGCGGCACAGCUGCAGCAGCCUCUGAAGAAGAGCUUGACAGUGAAGUUGAAGAAUGGGAAGAGCAGCAAAUGCAGAAAGCAAUGCCUGCUAUCACAGAUAUUGCAGGCGAAGGCAAUAUCGAGCUCAACCCAUUCGCAGUAGCGCCGCCACAGCCGUGUCUGACAGAGGCGCCUUCACACUUACGCUCAUUAGUUGGCCCCGGCAAGGCUCCACCUUCCACUGCUCAAGAACUCCUUGAAGCCCUAAAGACACGUAGUCAGCCUCAUUUCUCAACAAGUCAGCCAUGUCUAGGGAUGGGUAAACGCCCGGAUUAA
Molecule: messenger RNA, 750 nt
Organism: Parnassius apollo (apollo)
Lineage: Eukaryota; Metazoa; Arthropoda; Insecta; Lepidoptera; Papilionidae
Source: the annotation of a GenBank genome assembly